Telopea speciosissima is the source of this 852-nucleotide messenger RNA. RefSeq lists its product as uncharacterized. The transcript has a single exon. NCBI's taxonomy places the organism in Eukaryota, Viridiplantae, Streptophyta, Magnoliopsida, Proteales, Proteaceae. The coding region runs from base 1 to 852 and encodes 283 amino acids. The record is from RefSeq and is a predicted model, not a curated record.
AUGUCGUCUCCCUCUCCCAACCCCGCUUCUUCUCCUCCUCAUUCACCUGACCCCAUCUCCCUUGCCUCCCAGCUCCCCUCUACUGCUACCUGGGCCUCUAUCCUCAACGAUGACUCUGCUCCUUCAUCCGAUGGCCUUCCUCUCCACUUUGUCUCUUCUGCCAUGGAUGGCUCGACCAAGGUAGCUGUUUGCCCUGCUGCUGUUUUGGAGUACGAAGUUAAGCUUUGGGAAAAUAGCCUGGUAGGUAAUUUUCUUGGCUCGCGAUCUCCAUUCCACAUCGUCAAAGCUUCUCUCUCCAAGCAGUGGAGACCUCAAGGAUCCUUGGAUGUUUCUUUGUUGGACAAUGGUUUUUUCCUGUUCAAGUUUUCCUCUGCUUCUGACAAGCUUCGAGCCUUAGAAGGGGGUCCCUGGAUGAUUGGUAAGAAACCAAUAUUUCUCCGGCAAUGGCAUCCCCAUCUACAACUCCGGCGACCGAACCUUACUUCGAUCCCCCUUUGGAUUACCUUGCCUGGUUUGCCUCUUCAUUACUGGUGCACCGAUGGACUCAGCUCUCUGGGAUCUGUCUUGGGUAAACCUUUAUUCUCAGAUGUUAGGACCAGGCGCAAAGACCACCUGGCUUAUGCAAGGCUCUGCGUGGAAGUCUCUGCGCAAGAUGUGCUCUCCACCUUCAUCACUAUCAGAGAAGGUGACGACUACUCCUUCGAGCAAGAAAUCCAUUACGAUUGGAAGCCUCCCCAGUGCUCUGUCUGUAAAACGUUUGGACACGACUCCAAGCUUUGCUCCCCUCCCUCGGUCAAGCCCUCUGUUAUUGGAGCUUCAUCGUCUAUACAGAUGUUCAGCCUUCGUCAAUGA